AUGUCAGCCUCAACUGUUCACUCCAACCCUGUCCUUGAAAAGAACAAGGACCUUGUUACUGGAACUGAAAAGAAGAUUGAAGACCUUUACAAACUUAUUGAUGGCAUUAAGGUCUGCAUGAUGACCACUCGCUGUGCAGACACCGGCAGACUCUUUAGUCGAGCAAUGUCUCCUCGUAUUCCUGAUGAACACGUACCUGCCGAUUUGUGGUUCUUUACCAACAACUCAAGCCAUAAGCUUGAUGAGCUAGUCAAGGAUCCAAAUGUAAAUCUCGGUUUCUACAAGCCAUCUACUGCCGAAUGGAUCAGUGUUUCUGGUACUGCCACACUUGUUGAUGAUCGUACAAAGAUCAAGGAACUCUAUACUCCUGAUAUCAAGGCUUGGUUUGGUGACUUGAACGAUGGCAUUAAUGACGGUGGUCCCAAUGAUCCUCGUAUUGGUCUCAUCUUCGUAAAGGCCGACACAGUCCACUACUCGCUCAAGGAUGUAUCUGCACCUGUCCAGAUUUGGAACAUUGCAAAGGGCAUGAUUACUGGAGAACCACCAAAGGUCUCAGCCGAGCGAGAAUUAAGCUCUUCUGAGCUACAGAAUGCACGUCGUUUCGAGGGUGUUAACAAGCCUUUAGUCUAA
Messenger RNA from Phycomyces blakesleeanus NRRL 1555(-), 630 nucleotides. RefSeq lists its product as hypothetical. The record is from RefSeq and is a predicted model, not a curated record. The transcript has 3 exons. Bases 1 to 630 code for a protein of 209 amino acids. NCBI's taxonomy places the organism in Eukaryota, Fungi, Mucoromycota, Mucoromycetes, Mucorales, Phycomycetaceae.